Molecule: messenger RNA, 2386 nt
Organism: Athalia rosae (coleseed sawfly)
Lineage: Eukaryota; Metazoa; Arthropoda; Insecta; Hymenoptera; Athaliidae
Product: mitochondrial intermediate peptidase
Exons: 11
Coding region: 49-2319 (756 amino acids)
Biological process (GO): peptide metabolic process
Cellular component (GO): mitochondrion
Molecular function (GO): metalloendopeptidase activity
Source: RefSeq, a predicted model, not a curated record
UGGAACCUAGAAAUAGGACCACCAUCAUCUUGAAGCGACAAUCAAUCUAUGCCUACCGCGGAGCAUGCGAAUGGUGAUUAUCAAACUCUAGCCAAUCAUAAACGCUUGGAAAGUUUCAGAAGCGCAAUGAUCCAAGAUUGGUUUGGUAUCAUGAGGACGCAGAAAGUAGCAACCACUAUCUCAGAGCCAGUGGAGAAAACUGUUAUAAGUGAUCGGCAAACUUCUUUCUUGCAGGGUCUCCAAACUAUUGCGCUACAAUGUCACUUGUGGGGCUGCAAUGAAAAACAAAAACGUUUGCACAUGGUCACCACUUGCGACUGCAUUCAACAGCAAGCCUGCGGAUUCGUUAGGAAUAAGUUUAUUGGGACAACCGACGAGCUUGAUAAGGCCAGAGGAUUUGAAUUGCUCAAAAGGCAAGCCAUUGCUCAAUCGGAUGUAUUGAUCAAAGAAGCAACAAGCUCAAUUAGAAACAGAAAGAUGGUCGAGGUCUUUGACGAACUAUCCGAUUCCUUAUGCAAAGUUGCAGAUCUGGCAGAAUUUGUUAGGAUUGCUCAUCCUGACAGAGAGUUUUCAAAUGUUGCGGAAGAAGCAUGCAUCACAAUCAGUGGUGUUGUUGAAAAACUGAAUACGCAUAGAGAACUUUACAAUUCACUUGUGAAUGUCGUGCAAACUGGAGAUGUUGUGGAGACUACAGAAAUUGAUGAACACGUUGCAAAACUUUUUGUUUUCGACUUUGAGCAAUGUGGUAUACAAUUGCCUGAGGAACAACGGUGCAAGGUCGUUAAGUUGAAUGAUCGAAUUCUACAGAUUGGGCAGAAAUUCAUGGCUGGAGCAGUACAUCCACGAGCGGUACAGAAAAACGCUCUGCCUGAAAAAAUUAGGCAAUUUUUUACAACAAAAGGUGAUCAAAUACUGGUACAAGGCCUGUACACGGACUCCUCCAGUACAAUAGCUAGAGAAGCUGCGUACAAGAUCUUUCUGUUUCCUGAUGCCCAGCAGGAAUAUCUUCUCAGCCAGUUACUCAUGGAUAGACACGAGUUGGCCAAAAGUUGCGGCUUUGAUUCCUACGCCCAAAGAGCCGUCAGAGGCAGUACAGUCGAAACGCCUGAAGUAGUAUGUGACUUUCUCAACACUCUCAAUGACCAACUAAAAGAGAGAGCUCGUAACGAUUUCGAAAUAAUGCAGCGGAUGAAAAACGCAGAAAGCAAACCUAGACAGGAUUUAAUGGCAUGGGACACAGCGUAUUUUACAGCAAAAGCAAAAAAAGCGUGGCUAGGCACACCUGGUACUGAAUUCGCACCGUAUUUCUCUCUUGGGGCAUGUAUGGAGGGCAUCAACAUUCUGACACAAGCCUUGUAUGGGGUGAAGCUAGAGUCAGAACCUGUAAAACGAGGAGAAGUUUGGGCCAGUGACGUUUACAAAUUGGCCGUGAUUGAUGAUGUUAUGGGCAAUCUUGGAUAUAUUUACUGUGACUUUUACGAAAGAGAAGGAAAGCCUAAUCAAGAUUGUCAUUUCACAAUUAGAGGUGGUAAACAGCUCUCAGAUGGCUCUUAUCAGUCGUUUCAGAAUCCGAUAGUAGUUCUGAUGCUGUCUCUGCCAUCGCCAAGAUGGUCAUCUCCAAGUCUUUUGAGUCCAUCGUCCGUCGAUAACUUGUUCCAUGAAAUGGGCCACGCGUUGCAUUCAAUGUUGGGAAGAACUCAGUACCAGCAUGUAACAGGUACAAGAUGCAGCACAGAUUUUGCAGAGGUUCCAAGCAUUCUAAUGGAGUUCUUUGCAAGCGAUCCAAGGGUAGUCUCAACUUUUGCAAAACACUUUCAGACACAAGAGUCGAUCCCAGACUCCAUGUUACAGAGGCUAUGCGCCUCAAAACACUUAUUUUCUGCCUCCGAAUUGCAAAAUCAGGUAUUCUACAGUAUGUUGGAUCAAGUGUAUCAUAGCAAAAGACUGGACCAACCUACUACGGAAAUAUUGGCGGACUUACAGGGCAAAUAUUAUGGCUUACCUUAUGUUGAAAACACGGCUUGGCAAUUACGAUUUUCACAUUUGGUAGGAUACGGGGCAAAAUAUUACUCAUAUCUAAUUUCUCGGGCAAUCGCCUCUUGGAUCUGGCAGACCUACUUCGAGGUUGAUCCCUUCAGUCGAUCUGCCGGAGAGAGAUAUCGUCGAGAAUGCCUCGCGCACGGCGGAGGAAAACCCGCAUCGGUAUUAGUCUCAGACUUUUUAGCUAAAGAGGCAAAUGCGAAAAAUUUUGCGAAAUCACUAAUCAAUGAAAUCGACGCCAAGAACGAACAUGUGGUAAAAAUGAAAUAUAUGACUUAAAACGAAUACUGCGAUCUGAUAAUUGGAGGCAAAUGAAAGACAUGACCGAAUUGUCAAUGGAUAGCAA